AUGGCCAGAGGGAAUCAAAGGGACAAGGCUCGUGAGGCUAAUCAGAAGAAGCUUGCUGAUCAGAAGAAAGGCAACACUAUGUCUGGAUCGGAGAUGCAACGCGAGAAGGAGAAAGUCGCAGCAAAGAUGAGAGAGAAGCAAGCCGCAGCCGACGCAAAGAAGGCCGCUGAAGCCGCUGGCAAGAAGUAA
This is a messenger RNA of Mollisia scopiformis, 189 nucleotides long. RefSeq names its product four F5 protein. The record is from RefSeq and is a predicted model, not a curated record. Lineage: Eukaryota; Fungi; Ascomycota; Leotiomycetes; Helotiales; Mollisiaceae. The coding region runs from base 1 to 189 and encodes 62 amino acids. The transcript is spliced from 3 exons.